Galleria mellonella (greater wax moth) is the source of this 8248-nucleotide messenger RNA. RefSeq names its product myosin heavy chain, non-muscle (gene zip). The record is from RefSeq and is a predicted model, not a curated record. Gene Ontology annotation, molecular function: ATP binding; cytoskeletal motor activity; protein binding. NCBI's taxonomy places the organism in Eukaryota, Metazoa, Arthropoda, Insecta, Lepidoptera, Pyralidae. Bases 16 to 5670 code for a protein of 1884 amino acids. The transcript is spliced from 28 exons. Gene Ontology annotation, cellular component: myosin complex.
AAUGAAUCAACCACAAUGGUUUCCAGAGUAAACUAUUUGAAGGUCUAUAAUGUAUUGUGUUCUUUGGCAUUAUCUAAUAUUUAUAUUUUUGUUCUUUUCCAGACAUAUUCGGGCCUCUUCUGCGUGGUGGUGAACCCGUACAAGAGGCUGCCGAUAUACACGGAGAAGAUAAUGGAGAGGUAUAAGGGCAUCAAACGACACGAGGUGCCGCCACACGUGUUCGCCAUCACCGACACAGCCUACCGUUCUAUGUUACAAGAUCGGGAGGAUCAGUCUAUUCUAUGCACAGGCGAGUCUGGUGCUGGCAAGACGGAGAACACAAAAAAGGUGAUACAGUACCUAGCGUACGUUGCCGCGUCGAAACCCAAAGGAUCUGGAGCGGGGCCGUCGCCACAGUUGAUCAUAGGCGAAUUGGAGCAACAACUGUUGCAGGCUAAUCCAAUCCUAGAAGCGUUCGGUAAUGCGAAAACAGUGAAAAACGACAACUCCUCAAGAUUUGGUAAAUUUAUUAGAAUAAACUUCGACGCGUCGGGCUUCAUUGCGGGCGCGAAUAUCGAAACGUACCUAUUAGAAAAGUCAAGAGCAAUAAGACAAGCGAAAGAUGAAAGGACAUUCCACAUCUUCUAUCAGCUUCUAGUCGGCGCUACACCUCAACAGAAGGCGGAGUACAUUCUAGAAGAUCCCAAGAGUUAUCCAUUCUUGUCAAAUGCAGCGUUGCCUGUACCAGGUAUCGAUGACGCUGCAGAGUUCCAAGCGACUAUCAAAUCGAUGAAUAUUAUGGGCAUGAAUAUGGAGGACUUCAACUCCAUAUUCAGAAUAGUCUCAGCCGUACUUCUGUUUGGAUCUAUGCAGUUCAAACAGGAAAGAAACUCGGAUCAGGCUACUUUACCAGACAACACUGUUGCUCAAAAAAUCGCACAUUUAUUAGGUCUUUCGGUGACUGAAAUGACGAAAGCUUUCCUCAAACCAAGAAUCAAAGUGGGCCGCGAUUUUGUAACGAAAGCACAGACAAAAGAACAAGUGGAAUUCUCAGUUGAGGCUAUUGGCAAGGCGUGCUACGAGCGCCUGUUCAGAUGGCUAGUCAACAGGAUCAAUAGAUCCUUAGACAGAACGAAGAGGCAAGGGGCUUCAUUCAUCGGCAUCCUCGAUAUGGCCGGUUUCGAAAUCUUUGAGCUCAACUCGUUCGAGCAGCUCUGCAUCAACUACACGAACGAGAAGCUCCAGCAGCUCUUCAACCACACCAUGUUCAUCCUGGAACAGGAAGAAUACCAACGUGAAGGCAUCGAGUGGAAAUUUAUCGAUUUCGGUUUGGAUCUUCAACCGACCAUCGACCUCAUCGAGAAGCCUAUGGGCAUCAUGGCCCUGCUGGACGAGGAGUGUUGGUUCCCCAAAGCCACGGACAAAUCUUUUGUCGAGAAGUUGGUAUCGGCUCACUCUGUCCAUCCGAAAUUUAUGAAGACGGACUUCCGUGGUGUUGCCGAUUUCGCCGUUAUCCACUACGCCGGCAAAGUGGACUACUCCGCCGCCCUCUGGCUUAUGAAGAACAUGGACCCUCUUAACGAAAAUGUUGUGUCGCUCUUGCAAAACUCGCAGGAUCCCUUCGUGUGCCACAUCUGGAAGGAUGCCGAGAUCGUGGGCAUGGCGCAACAAGCGAUGACCGACACACAGUUCGGUGCGCGAACGAGAAAGGGCAUGUUCAGAACAGUGUCACAGUUAUACAAAGAACAGUUGACAAAGCUGAUGGCUACCCUCAGAAAUACGAACCCCAACUUCGUGAGGUGUAUUAUACCUAACCACGAAAAGAAGGCAGGCAAAAUCGAAGCACCUCUGGUUUUGGAUCAGCUGAGAUGCAAUGGUGUACUCGAGGGUAUCAGGAUAUGCAGGCAAGGUUUCCCCAACCGUAUUCCAUUCCAAGAGUUCAGACAACGAUACGAGUUGCUGACUCCCAACAUUAUACCCAAAGGUUUUAUGGAUGGAAAGAAAGCUUGCGAACAGAUGAUCGAGGCUUUGGAACUGGAUCACAACCUGUAUCGCGUGGGACAGUCGAAGAUCUUCUUCCGAGCUGGAGUGCUUGCGCAUCUUGAAGAAGAGCGAGACUACAAGAUUACAGACCUGAUCGUGAACUUCCAGGCAUUCUGCCGGGGCUUCCUCGCAAGGAGAAACUACCAGAAGAGACUGCAACAGUUGAACGCUAUUAGAAUCAUCCAAAGAAAUUGCGCUGCGUACUUAAAGCUGAGGAAUUGGCAGUGGUGGAGACUGUAUAUCAAGGUGAAACCACUGCUGGAGGUGACGAAGCAAGAGGAGAAGUUGACUCAGAAGGAAGACGAGCUGCGUCAGAUCCGCGACAAGUUGGACACGCAGAUGAAGCGGUGCCAGGAGUACGAGCAGAAGUACCAACAAGCCAACGCAGAGAAGACACAGCUGGCCGAGCAGUUACAGGCCGAGUUGGAGCUGUGUGCGGAGGCGGAGGAGAGCCGGGCGCGCGCCGCGGCCCGCAAGCAGGAGCUGGAGGAGCUGCUGCACGACCUGGAGGGCCGCAUCGAGGAGGAGGAGGAGCGCUGCAACGCGCUGCAGCAGGACAAGAAGCGGUUGCAGCUCAACAUACAGGAUUUGGAGGAGCAACUAGAGGAGGAGGAGGCAGCGCGACAGAAGCUGCAGCUGGAGCGUGUGCAGUGCGACUCCAAGCUCAAGAAGUUGGAGGAGGACCUCGCGCUCAGCGACGACACCAACCAGAAACUCGUCAAGGAGAAGAAGAUCUUGGAAGAGCGAGCAAACGAUCUAUCACAAGCACUGGCUGAAGAGGAGGAGAAAGCGAAGCACUUGAGCAAGCUGAAGGCGAAACAGGAGUCCGCCAUCGCCGAGCUGGAAGAGAAACUGCUCAAGGACCACCAACUGCGACAAGAGGUGGACAGGGCGAAGAGGAAGCUGGAGACAGAGUUGCAGGACGUGAAGGAACAGCUCGGCGAGAGGAAGGCCCAGCUGGAGGAGUUGCAGAUCGUGCUCAGCAAGCGCGAGGAGGAGCUGGCGGCGGCGGCGGCGCGCGCGGACGAGGAGGCGGCGCUGCGCGCGGCGGCGGGCAAGGCGGCGCGCGAGGCGCAGUCGGCGCUGGCGGACGCGCACGACGACCUGGACGCCGAGCGCGCCGCGCGCACCAAGGCCGAGAAGCUGCGCCGCGACCUCAACGAGGAGCUCGAGGCGCUCAAGUCCGAGCUGCUCGACUCGCUCGACACCACCGCCGCUCAGCAAGAGCUAAGAUCGAAGCGGGAACAAGAGGUGGCGGUGCUGAAGCGCAGCUUAGAGGAGGAGGCGGCCGCCCACGAGGCCACGCUCGCCGACCAGCGGCACAAGCACUCGCAGGAGCUGCAGCAGCUCAACGAGCAGCACGAGCAGAUCAAGAAGGCCAAAGCCGCGCUGGAGAAGGCGAAGGCGAGCCUGGAGGCGGAGAACGCGGACCUGGCGACGGAGCUGAAGGCGGCGGGCGCGGCGCGCGCCGACGGCGAGCGGCGCCGCAAGCAGGCCGAGGCGCAGCUGGCCGACCUCGCCGCCAAGCUGCAGGACGUCGACCGCACCAGGGCGGAGGCGCAGGAGAAGUGCACGCGGCUGCAGGCGGAGGCGGAGCAGGCGCUGCAGCAGCUGGAGCGCGCCGAGCUGAAGGCCUCCGCCGCGCACAAGCAGGCCGCCACCGCCGGCGCACAGCACGCUGAGGCCCAGGCUCUCCUCGAAGAGGAGACGAAACAGAAGCUGUCUCUGCAGACGAAGCUCCGCAACGUGGAACAGCAGUUAGAGCAAGCGCGCGACCAGCUCGAAGAAGUGGAGGAGGCUAAGAGGAACUUUGAGAAACAGGUAACGGCCCUGACUCAACAAGUGGCCGAUGCAAAGAAGAAGGCAGAAGAGGAAGCAGAGGUGGCCGCCGCACUCGAGGAACAGCGCAAGAAGCUUAGCAAAGAUGUGGAGGCGCUGUACCGACAGAUCGACGAGCUGCAGCAGGCCAACGACAAACUAGAUAAAAGUAAAAAGAAGAUCCAGGCGGAACUGGAGGAUACGAACAUCGAGUUGGAAGCGCAACGCGGCAAAGUUAUGGAGUUGGAGAAGAAGCAGAAGAACUUUGAUAAGGUGGUGUCGGAGGAACGUGCGGUGGCCGAGCGGUAUGCUGCCGAGCGCGACGCGGCCGAGAGGGACGCCCGCGACAAGGAGACCAGGGUGCUGUCGCUCACGCGGGACCUCGACGAGGCCGCCGAGAAGAUCGAGGAGUUGGAGCGCACCAAGCGCCUCCUCCAGUCCGAACUGGACGAGUUAGCGAACACGCAAGGCACCGCCGACAAGAACGUACACGAACUUGAAAAGGCGAAGCGUGCGCUCGAGUCGCAGCUGGCCGAGCUGAAGGCGCAGAAUGAGGAGAUCGAGGACGACCUGCAGCUCACUGAAGACGCCAAGCUGCGCCUCGAAGUCAACAUGCAGGCCAUGCGAGCGCAGUUCGAACGCGACCUACAGGCCAAAGAGGAGCAGGGCGAGGAGAAGCGGCGCGGCAUCGUGAAGCAGCUGCGCGACCUGGAGGCCGAGCUGGAGGAGGAGCGCAAGCAGCGCGCCGCCGCCGCCGCGCAGCGCAAGAAGCUCGACGCAGACCUCAAGGACGCCGAGCAGGCGCUGCACCUCGCCAACAAGCUGAAGGAGGAUGGCACGAAGCAAGUGAAAAAGCUGCAGCAGCAACUGAAGGAGGCGGCGCGCGAGGCCGAGGAGGCACGUGCCGCCCGUGACGAUGCAGCCGCUGCCGCACGCGACGCCGACCGCCGUCUCAAGGCGCUGGAGGCGGAGGCGCUGCAGCACGCGGAGGAGCUGGCGGCGGCCGAGCGCGCGCGGCGCCAGGCCGAGGUCGAGCGCGACGACCUGCUCGACGAGCUCAACAACUCCUCCGCCAAGGGCACACUUCUCGUGGACGAGAAGAAGCGCUUAGAGGCGAGGAUAGCGGCGUUAGAAGAGGACCUGGACGAGGAGCAGUCCAACAAUGAAAUACUAAACGACAGGCUCAGGAAGGCGCAGAUGCAGAUCGACCAAGUGACGAUGGAGCUCGGCACAGAGAAGUCGGCGACGCAGAAGCUGGAGAGCAGCAAGCUGGUGCUCGAACGGCAAAACAAGGAGCUGAAGGCCAAACUCGCUGAGCUGGAGACCGCCGCACGCACCAAGACGAAGAGCGUGAUCACAUCUCUAGAGCUGAAGGUUGCCAACCUGGAGGAGCAGCUGGAGGCGGAGUCGAGGGAGCGGCUCGCGCAACAGAAGGCGUCGCGUAAACUCGACAAGAAGAUGAAGGAGCUAGCUCUCCAACUUGACGAGGAGCGUCGCCACGCCGACCAGUACAAGGAACAGAUAGAGAAGAUGAACGUGCGCGUGAAGGCGCUGAAGCGGCAGCUAGACGAGUCGGAGGAGGAGGUGCAGCGCGAGAAGGUCGGCAAGCGCAAGGCGCAGCGCGAGCUCGAGGACCUGCUCGAGACGCACGAGACGCUCACGCGCGAGUGCAACAACCUGCGCAACAAGCUCAGACGGCAGGGCGGCGCGAUCGGCCUGUCGAGCGGGUCGUCGUCCUCCCGCAUGAAGCGCACCAGCCUCGCGCCCGGCGCCGGCUCCGGCGACGAGUCCUUCGACGACGUCAACGACACCGCCAACAGCGUCGAGUGAACGCACCCGCCCUCCCCACACCCCCGCCUCCCCGCGACCCCGCCGGCGACGCCCUGUGUGGACGGAAAGGCUGACAGUAGUACAAUCGGCUUCGUAUUUACGUGACGGUUAAUCAACAUAACUGGUAUAGAACACUUGUAGAGUUUUUUUUUAUAACUUACCUAUCUCCUAUGUUACAUAGAGACAAAAAUUUUACAUUAAAUUUCCAACGCAAUAAUGGUUAAAUCAUAUAUGAAACCGUACCAUAUAUUUAUGAAUUAAAGGUAUAAAAAAUCUUAGGUAGGUUCAAAUAUGUUAAGAGUAUGCAUAUAUAUAUAUAUAUAUAUAUAUAUAUAUAUAUAUAUAUAUAUAUAUAUAUAUAUAUAUAUAGACAGACAGACAGACAGUAUGUGUAAACUCGGAUUUGUUUCCUUUAUGGAUUCUUCUAUUAUUUUUACAUUUUGGUCUAUACGAAGUCGAUUGUACAUUUAGAAACGGAACUUAAUUUUUUUUGAGACAAAAUUGAGGUGAUACUUAACAUUGUUAUUGUAGUUACGUUUUGCAUGCUUAUGAAAAAUCAUGUAUUUUUAAAUGAGAUUUUUUUCUGACAUUGGUUGUAGGGUGCGUUCACACCAAACGUACAGUGGUUCACAGUGAGCGGACUCUAAGAUCUUAGAGUAGACAAGACAAGGGUCAUUUUGCAUUACAAUAAAAGUAGAACAAUAAUUGACCGUCGGUUCGGUGUGAUUCGAAGGCUGUAAAGAAACCGGACUGCCAACUGGUGGCUGACUGUACGUUCAGUGUGAACGCUUCCUUAGAAUCUGUAGUAUUAUAUAAUAAAUGUAGCUAAGUGUCUCGUCUUUUCGUCCACCAACGGUGGGCCCGCAUAUUUCUAUUGGAAUAAUAUUGACAGACAUUCUGUGAAACCUGUUGUUACGCAUUCUUAUUUAUUAACAUUAUGGUUAUAAGAUUUACACCCAUUUUGUAUUUUAUGUGUGACAGACAGUGCAAUAUUACAUGGUGACCCAUUUGCAGAUGUCAUGUGUUUAGGGCAAAAUUAAUAUUGUAUACGAAAUAAUGGUGUAAACAAUACUUUCACAGAGCGAUUUCUGCGGAUCUGUCGCUAGUUCUGAAAGGGUUUUAUUGUACUAUCAAAUAUAGAACAAUGUCUAGAAUUGACCCUGUUUUUAAAGUCAGUGAAGAGUCAUUAAGUUAGGAAUGACCUAGUGACAUCGUUGACUUUUUAUUAGGUAUAUUUUUUGAUAAUUUGACAGUGCAGUAAGCCCCUUAAAACAGUUUGUCCCACAAUCUCCCGUCAUAACUUGAUUACUACGUAUGAUACAUCAGACGUAGUAUACGCAAGCUUUUGUAUUUUAUAUCUAUAUUUAUAUAACGCGUCUGUCUGUUCGUAUUGUAGAAGUUUCGAGUGCACAUUAGUGACCGCGGGUGCUCAUACGUCCCUGGAAGCAUUAAACAGUCGUUGAAUCUCUAUUGUGUAUCAAUUGGAAGAACACGCCAGUAUUAAUGACAAAACAAAACAUUCCUGACAACCGAGGGUUCUGUUUUACCGAAACAUAGUCGUAAUCGGUAGAAUGACAAAUUACUCAUUGGGUGAUAUGUAAUGAAAUUUAAAAGUAUUAAUAAUUGUGGCAAAGCUAAAUUUCUUCUUCUUCUUUUUUUUUUUUGUAUGCAUUUAACGCGACUGAAUAGGAAAGACUGUUGCGACAAUACACAGGAGCCCAUUGGUACCCUCCGCUGGCCGCGCGCCCGCUGAGCAUGCUCGGACAUGCUCGGACAUGCUCGGACACGGCACUAUACAUGAUGUAAAUAAUAUCAGUGUGUAUUCACUGAGCGCUUAGUUGCCAUACAAUUAAUGAUAGUUAAUAAGUAAGGUCAUGUACGCUUUGGCUGUGGAGGCUCGUCGCCGUAUUCGAUCCAUUUUCGAAGGUAAUUUUUGUGGCGUCGAGGCUUAUUCUCGACGACUGUCUAUCCGUUUGCUCAGUACAAAUUUUUGUAGCUCCACUUUAUUGUGAACGGCGAACACGUCGACGUGGCUCCAUAGGUGUUUUAAUCGAGACCAUUUUAUUAAUUUCCCUUACCAAUUUUUGUACCCUAAUAAUAUUUUAACAUGUUACAAUGUAAAUACAUCUAGACGGUGGCAAAUGUAAAUUUGUUUUCAUAUCAAACGGUAUUAUUGUCUGGCGAAAGUUGGCGCUAGAAUACGGCUUGCUUAUUCUAGAAUUAGAUAAGAUUCAUAGUAAUAAAUUGUGGCCUUAAGUUUUUUAUUAUGGACUAUGCGUUAAGAGGCGUGCCGCGCCUCGUGUCGCACUCGAGCCGCGGCGCCCCGCUAUAGACUUUGUCAUUUGUAUCUUGCAUUUUUACGAUUUAUUUACUUGAUCCCUUAUUGUAAUGAUCCAUUUUUUAAUUAUACAGCUUCUGUCCGAAUAAUAAUAGAAAUUUAAAUGUAAGUAAACAAUUCAGAAACAAACUUAUAUUACAUAUAUAUUUUAUUUAAUUAUUAACAAUAUUGAUAAUUGUAAAAUUGGCCAUAGGUUGUAACAAGUGGUAUGCCAAUUAAACAAUUUUUCAUGAUUUUUUA